Paramecium sonneborni is the source of this 1158-nucleotide messenger RNA. The record is from the annotation of a GenBank genome assembly. NCBI's taxonomy places the organism in Eukaryota, Ciliophora, Oligohymenophorea, Peniculida, Parameciidae.
AUGAAUUAAUAAUUCAAAUGGCUCAAAUAGAGACCAACAAAAGGAUUGGCUUUUCCAACUUCAAGAGAGGGUGCAUCACUUACUUAUAUACCUAAAUAUUAAAGUGUAGUUUUGUUUGGAGGUAUUUGUAAUGGAAGAUUAAACGAAAUAAUGAUAUUUGAUAUUCAAAAAGAUGAAUGGAAAGUCUAAUAAACUUAAGGUAGACAACCUUCACCAAGAUGUUAUCAUACAGGUUUUUAUGAUGGUAAAAACUAUUAUUUUAUAUUAGAAACUUAGAAUGUUAUAUACUAUUAUGGUGGAUAAGCAGAUAAAGGUAGAUCUUUAACUGAUUUUUAUUGCUUAAGUUUUCAAAGUUUUAUAUGGAAAAGAUUAUUUUUAUUGGAAAGCCCUCCAAAUAGACAUAAUCAUACAAUGUGUGAUUUACCUGGAAUGGAAAAAAUCAUUUUCGGAGGAGCAUGUUUACCUGAAGAUCUAAUGUAUAAUGAUGUUUGGAUAUUUAAUUAUUCUGCUAUCUAAUUUACAAAUUAAUAAGAAAUUCCAGGUGCAGUAGCAACUAAAAAAAAUUGUAAAGGAGAACAUCCUUCACCAAGGUAAGGACAUGGAGCUGUAGUCUAUCAAAACAAUCUAUUUGUUUUUGGUGGAAAAUGUUAAGAUGAAACUACAUAACUAUAUAAAUUAUCUUUAGAAAAUUAUUAAUGGAAAAGAAUAUUGCAUUUAGGAAAAGCACCAGGUACAAGAGCUUUCUUUUCUACUAGUUUGAUUAAAGACAAUGUUAUAAUUUUUGGUGGAAUUGAUAAUGUUGCUAAUAAGGUUUUAAAUGAAACUUUUUUAUUAAACUUAACUGAUUAUCAUUGGAGUUCUCCUUUUACUGCUGGACCUAUUCCUUCUCCUAGAUAUUCACAUUGUAGUUGUCAAAUAGAAGAUAUAAUUUUAAUUAUGGGUGGUAUUGAAUAAACUUAUUGUUCUAUGGAUAUGUAUUUUUUAUCUUAAGGUGCUAUUAAUUCUAAUGCUGAAUGGGAAUAAUUAAAAGAACCUACUGAUUUAGAAAAGUAAACUAAUGAUGCAGCUAAUUAAAUUAUCAUGGAAGGCAAAAUGUAUCUAANAUUUUACUAGUUCACUAAAUUUUUAUUUUUGUUAUAAAUGAGAAUAAAAGAUUGA